UUGUAGUUCAUAGUAGCCUGCUAAUUAAAUUCGGGGGGAAAUGGAUAACACAUUUUCCUUAAUACUAAGAUUUGCGUGUUAGAAGCCCACGCCUAAUGACCACGGUGCUUCGGUCUGGCUAAUUUUUUUCAGACCAUCUUAUGCUCACAGUAAAAGGGUAAUUGGGUUGUUAUUUGUAACAUAUGAAUAAAUCCCUUAUUUCUAAAGUGCGUGGUGUAGAUGUACCUAAAGGCCACUUAAAACUGCAAAUGGAUAGGCACACAAUACAUAUCUUACAGGCCAUCAUUGUACAAUAGAACAAUCACAUAAAAUGUGGCAAAAAAAAAAAAAAGGAUUGGAGAUGCUGGUGUUGGACUUUGAACUUCUUUGGAGAUAAUGUUAGUGAAUUUAAAGCCACGGUUUGGUGACUUGGUCCUUUACUUUUUAAAACAAAACAAAACAAAAUACAAUAUUAGCAUUUAAAAACUGCUGGAGCUUCACCCACUCUACCACCUCCUACAUAAAAUGGGGGGAAAUAACAGAACUGGUCUUCAGUAAAAAUCCACAUCUGUCACGUCAGUUUAUUGUUAUCUACAGAGGUCUGUAUAGUGUAUAGCUGGCUGCUUGUUUUGGGAGUCUCUGACAUAGUAAAACGGUGGGAACCCCCUAAAGCUUCUGCAUAAAGGACUAAUCUUGAAGACGCAGAGGGUUAAUUUCAAGCCCCCACCACCACCACCCACAUCUCCAAUUUGAAAGCCGCCUCUCUACCGGGAGAGGAAGGCUCUUUUUCGGUCAGAUGGCGUGCUGCAGUCCGCCCCCGUCAUUCUCCAGCCCACACAGACAGCAAAAAGGCAGCCAGCAACCAAUACGGUGCGCCGGAGGAGGAUUUCUGCCAGUGAUUUCAGACGAGGUAAGAUACGCAAAGGGGAUUUACUACGCCAAUCUGCGCCGAGGAAGCUGUCGGCAAUAGUAUUGCUCUGGCAGAUCCGACCCGUGACAUCGGUGGCUGGAGCGACACCCUUGCUAAAUUACGCCGGUUUCCUCUUUACACAUCUGUAAACCUGACCUAAAGAAGGUUCAUGUCUUUCCUUUCUCCUGCCUAAACUUUCCAGUGCUGUGUGCCAUGUCUCUGCCACGCACACUUGGUGAGUUGCAGCUGUAUCGGGUCCUCCAGAGGGCCAACCUGCUGGCCUACUAUGAAACCUUUAUCCAGCAGGGUGGUGACGAUGUCCAGCAGCUCUGCGAGGCAGCGGAGGAGGAGUUCCUGGAGAUCAUGGCACUAGUUGGCAUGGCCACCAAGCCACUGCAUGUGCGUAGGCUGCAAAAGGCCCUCCGAGACUGGGCGGCGAACCCUGCCCUUUUCAGCCAGCCUGUUGCUAAUGUUCCUCUUGGGGGCAUCCCGCUCUUUAAAGUUGAUGGCACUGGCACAAGUGGAUCAGCUGGCGGGCCCAGAAAGUCUGUGAGUAAUGGGCAGCCAGGAUCCCCCUGUGAGAGAGAGGAUCGGAUGUGCCUUACACCAAUGCACAGCGGGAGUCCAAGAAGCCCCUGUUCCCAAGCCUCUCCACAGCCCCCAGACACACACUACAGGGAAAAACUUUCUCCUAUGGAUCCACACUGGCUCAGCCCAGAGCAUGAUGGGAACUGCACUUUGGGUUCUGCACCUGGAACAGAAGAGGAGCCAUCCAGCCCACCUCUACUGUCAACAUGUCCUCCCGGUCCUUCCACGUCUCCGAGCCCCUCUGCAUCUUUCAUCCCGGCAGCUCCGUCUGCCUGGCCCGGAGGACAGCUGGAUGGGGAGACAGCGAGGGCCGUGGUGGAGACUGUGGAGAGGCUCCUCACGACCCUGCCUAGGUCAGAUCCUGCAGAGGUGAAGACUUUGCUGAGGAUGAAUAAGAAGAUGGCAAAGACUGUGGGACACAUCUUCAGAAUGGGGUCCCAGGACGUGAACAAGGAAGAGGAGAUCCGGAAAUACAGUCUUAUUUAUGGGCGCUUUGACUCCAAGAGGAGGGAAGGCAAGCAACUCACACAUCAUGAGCUGAUCAUCAAUGAAGCUGCAGCCCAGUUCUGCAUGCGUGACAAUGCCCUUUUGCUGAGACGGGUGGAGCUCUUUUCUCUGGCUCGGCAGGUGGCGAGAAAAUGUGCCUACACCUCCACGCUAAAGCAUGCAAGGACGAACGCGGACGAGAGCAGCCUUCUGCCCCAGAAGAGAGCGAGGCUCGAGGGAGUCGUGCCCGAGAGUGUGUCAUCACUCCUCGGAGUGGAGGGAUCCGAGAGUUUGACUCAGAGGGCAGAUGACGACAGCUUAUCUGCAGAAAGCCUGGACAGUGUAUCACAUGACAUGGGCUCCCAGUGCAACCAGUCUCCAUCUCCCCGUCCUCACACUGACACCUCCAACCCCGCCAGCUGGAGUCGCCACCUCAUACAGCAAACGCUCAUGGACGAAGGGCUGAGACUGGCUCGCAUGGUGUCACAUGACCGGGCGGGAAAGAUCAGCCUAGGUUCAGACGGAGCUCACGCCACAGGUGACAAUUCAAACCAUGACAUUAAAGUGGAGAGGCAGAGCUCGAUAGCAACAUGCAGGAGCAGUAGCCCUUGUGUCACCAAAGAUGACUCCAACCACCGAGGGAAAUGAAACCUUCAGGAGCUUAUCAGGGACCUCAAACGUGGGCCUGCCACUGAGCUCCAAUCAGAGACUUGUAAACAGGCCACAUUUACUUCACUGACAUCUGAUGGAGAGGAAGACUCUUACUGACUUCAAGCAAGUACAGGAAAUGUGAGAAAUUACCAGCAACUGAUAUUAUAAAUCUACAGUGACUUCUGAAUCCUGAGGUUGUGAAUGAAGUUCAAAAUGUUUUUGAUUUUAUAUUCAGUGAAUACACAGGGAAGAGACUCCUUUUGUUGUUUUAUUUUUUAACACAUGGACAAAAUGUCCCACAGAUUUGAGCUGAUAUAAGAAAAAAAUGCUCAAAAAAGAACUGAAUUACUUUGUUGUGAUCAUUGCUGUGUGUUGGAUGUGCCACCUGCUUGAGACAAAACGGGCUCACCACAGCAGGGGGCACUGCAACUUUGGAAACUAAUCCUCCAGUUCCUCCGCACUGAGCGACUCGUUGUAGUUGUGUUUAGCAGAGGUACUUAAUAACACUUGCAGCAAGUUAGAGCAUAAAAGCAGUAGGAUUAACCCCCCCUGAAGCUCCUCACUCUCAGGAAACAGACGGAUGUUCUGGUGUUAAAGACAGAAUAUUUUUAAGAGAGACUUUGGGGGAACAUGUUUUCAUCCAGAUUGCAUGCAGGCAAACCCAACUAUGAGGACGAGAUGCCUUUUGUCUUUUGCUGCAUCAGCUUACAUCCCAUCAGAUUUAAAAAAACAAACAAAAAAUAAAAACACACCUCGCUCACAACUUUCUGUUGCACACAUGGUUGAAGUGAUGAUGGUGCAACAUUUCGUCCUCUUUCAUUAUGUGAAAGUGUACACGGAGCACUGUUUCUAAGCUGCGUGGCAUGAAACAGGAGCAGUGUAGACUGUGAAAUCAGCUUUCAGGGUUGGUUACAGCGUCUCGCUCGAGGUUCCUUCAGCGGGGGGAAGAAUUCGGCUUUGAGCUCAGCUGCUCCUCUCUGUCAUCUGCGGUUUAAUCUCGUGCACUAAAGGCACCAUUGUAUAGCCUUUGAAAAACCUACAUUCAAAACUAAGUUGUAAGAUUUAAUAUUUUUUUUAUGGAUUGGAUUUUUUCUUGUAGGUGUACUGGAAACACACUAUGGCAGUUUGUCUUUGGGAUGAUAUUUUUUGUAGUCAUAGAUUAGCGAGGUGAACCGUAUGUCAGUUCUUCUGUGAUCUGAGGCACAUACCUCUGAGGGUGGCUAAUCUCACAUUAGGAGAAUAAAAACACAGGCAGGAAUUUACGGGGAGAAAUCUACUGGAGCUUGACUUUUACAACAGCAUCUCGUACAAGCGAAAUCAACCUCUGGGUUCCACACAGGGUGUUAAAAUGUGUAACAGUCUUAUGAUUUUGUGUUCUAAUCUCAGAGUAUGCCCGUGAGGGAGGCCGCUGUGCAUCAUUACACCUGCUCGUCUCUUCAGCAUUAGUAACCUCCUCAGUUCAUUGUUGCAAACAGAUUAUUUAUUUUGU
Messenger RNA from Neolamprologus brichardi, 4103 nucleotides. RefSeq names its product NGFI-A binding protein 2 (EGR1 binding protein 2) (gene nab2). Gene Ontology annotation, biological process: negative regulation of DNA-templated transcription. Lineage: Eukaryota; Metazoa; Chordata; Actinopteri; Cichliformes; Cichlidae. Gene Ontology annotation, molecular function: transcription factor binding; transcription coregulator activity. Gene Ontology annotation, cellular component: nucleus. The record is from RefSeq and is a predicted model, not a curated record.